Molecule: messenger RNA, 1371 nt
Organism: Mesitornis unicolor (brown roatelo)
Lineage: Eukaryota; Metazoa; Chordata; Aves; Mesitornithiformes; Mesitornithidae
Gene: CTH
Product: cystathionine gamma-lyase
Exons: 12
Coding region: 1-1371 (456 amino acids)
Biological process (GO): transsulfuration
Cellular component (GO): cytoplasm
Molecular function (GO): cystathionine gamma-lyase activity; pyridoxal phosphate binding
Source: RefSeq, a predicted model, not a curated record
AUGGCGUCUGGGGAAGCGACCGGGGACACCGCGGCGACCUGCGGCCCCACAUGGCCCGGCCCGGCAUGGCCCGGCAUUGGCGGUCACGGGGUCCAAGGAGGUGUCAAGCCUCGGGCUGAAGGGGAGAGGGGCUUCCGGUUUGCAGCUUAUGGAAAUACUUUCCCUCCUGGUUUUGAAUACAGCCGGAGUGGAAACCCUACCCGGAAUUGCCUGGAGAAGGCCGUGGCAGCGCUAGAUGGAGCUAAAUACUGUUUAGCUUUUGCUUCUGGCUUAGCUGCUACUUUGAAUAUUGCUCACCUGUUGAAGGCGGGGGAUGAGAUUAUCUGCAUGGAUGAUGUCUAUGGAGGCACAAACAGAUACUUCAGGACGGUAGCCAUGAAAAUGGGUUUGAAUGUAGUUUUUGUUGACUGCACAAGGAAGGAAUGCCUGGAAGCUGCAAUUACACCGAAAAGCAAGCUGGUUUGGAUUGAAACGCCCACAAACCCCACGCUGAAAGUCAUUGACAUCCGAGCCUGUGCAGACGUAGUCCACAAGCAUAAGGAUGUUCUUCUGGUGGUAGACAACACUUUCAUGUCUGCCUAUUUCCAGCGUCCUUUAUCUCUGGGGGCUGAUAUUUGCAUGUAUUCUGCAACUAAGUACAUGAAUGGGCAUAGUGAUGUUGUGAUGGGACUUGUUUCAGUAAACUCUGACGAACUCCAUGAAAGGCUCAGAUUCUUACAAAACUCUCUGGGAGCCGUUCCGUCUCCCUUUGACUGUUACCUGUGCAGCCGUGGCUUGAAGACAUUACAAAUCCGGAUGAAGCAACAUUUCCACAACGCAUUGGCUGUCGCUCGCUUUCUUGAGUCCCAUUCCCAGGUGGAGAAGGUCAUUUUCCCAGGCUUGCCUUCGCACCCUCAAUAUGAGCUGGUCAAGCGGCAGUGCACUGGCUGUCCUGGCAUGGUCACCUUUUACCUUAAAGGAGGUCUUAAACACGCUACUUCCUUUCUCAAGAAUGUAAAGGUUUUUGCACUGGCUGAGAGUCUGGGCGGAUAUGAGAGCCUAGCAGAGCAUCCGGCCAUCAUGACUCACUCUUCGGUGCCUAAAGAACACAGAGAAGCUCUCGGCAUCAGCGAUACAUUAAUUCGCCUGUCAGUUGGGUUAGAAGAUGAAGAAGAUUUACUGGAAGACCUAGACCAAGCCCUGAAAGCUGCGGUAAUUUGCAGAGCACAAGGCUUGACAUUUACAAACCGAAACCUGGAACUGCAGGUUGAAAUGGCUGACGAAGCUGGCACAGAAAGCCACAUUGCUAAAGAUUUGCCUUUGAUUCGCCUUAGAAGAUUUCACUCUGCUCAACACAAGGCUGCGUUCCUGGGAUCCCUCACUGUGCCGUGA